Planococcus citri (citrus mealybug) is the source of this 2370-nucleotide messenger RNA. Its product is annotated as glucose dehydrogenase [FAD, quinone]-like. The coding region runs from base 318 to 2180 and encodes 620 amino acids. NCBI's taxonomy places the organism in Eukaryota, Metazoa, Arthropoda, Insecta, Hemiptera, Pseudococcidae. Gene Ontology annotation, molecular function: oxidoreductase activity, acting on CH-OH group of donors; flavin adenine dinucleotide binding. The transcript is spliced from 2 exons. The record is from RefSeq and is a predicted model, not a curated record.
UUAUUACCUUUUAUUGUUCAUAAAGGUUCACUUCGAUACAUAACCUGUUGAUAAACUGGAUUAGCAGCGUUUAGUCUGUUUACCUAAUACCUACCUUACCAACGAUAGUUCAAAAACAAACUGAUUUACUUAUAAAUGAUCGAAUUGUUGUAUUCGUUUUCAAUUCAAUUUUUAGUGAAAUUAUCGUGCUUCAUUCUUAGCAAAUUCCAAAUGUAGUAUUGUUUCAGUCAGACGUAUGCUUUUCGGUUCCUCUUUAAUUUUCUUCAGUUAUACGAUGGUGCUUUUAUAAGGUGUCAGCAUUUCAAUCUGAGUGCAGAAUGGAAUCCUUCAAUGGAACCUGUCCAAACAGUGUGAGUACAGGACUAACCCAAUUACUGCUGUCUCAAUUAUUAUCGACCUUGGUGAAUUCCUACUGCGAUUACACGGUUUAUCCGGCCGAUCAAAGUGAAGAAAUCAUUCAAACAAACAAUGAAUUUGAUUUCAUCGUUGUCGGAGCAGGUUCUGCUGGAUCUGCUUUGGCGAAUCGUUUGAGUGAAAUAAGCUCGUGGAAAGUAUUAUUAAUAGAAGCUGGACCUGAUCCUCCGAUCGAAUCUGAUAUCCCAGCCAUGGCACACUCACUUUUUGGUUCAAAAUACGAUUGGAAAUAUAAAGUAGAAAAAUCAGAAAAAAGUUGCCGAAGUAUGGUUGACAAUCAGUGUCUUUGGCCUCGAGGAAAAUUUCUAGGGGGAUGCAGCUCGAUCAAUGCCUUAUUAUAUGUGCGUGGUAAUGCCAAAGACUAUGAUAACUGGGAAGGUUUAGGUAACCCUGGUUGGAGUUAUGAAAACGUUCUGAAAUAUUUCAAGAAGUUGGAAUCUGCGAAUUGGGAGUCGAUGGAAAAAGAAGCUCAUGGAUAUGAGGGUUAUGUCAAUGUGGAGAACUUUCCAGAUGGGGAUCUACUUGGUAAUAAAUUCGAUAAAGAUUUGUUGGUGAGGUUAUAUAAUGAAUUAGGAUUACCUUUUGUCGAAGAUAUGAGUGCGGGGCAGAAAUCUGGAAUUACUACGAUCCCAGGUACAGUGAAGAAUGGCGUCAGGUGGAAUACAGCCAAAGCUUAUCUAGCUCCUAUUAAAGAUAGACAGAAUUUAUCAGUGAUGAAGGAAACCUUAGUCACUAAAGUAUUGAUCGAUGGAAAUAAGAAAGCUUACGGUGUUGAAGUAUUUCGCAAUAAUGUUCAUAAAAAAAUAAUUGCCAAGAAGGAAGUCAUAUUGACUGCAGGAGCAGUAAACUCGCCUCAGCUUCUGUUGCUUUCAGGAAUUGGUCCGCGAGAUCACUUGAAAGAUUUAAAUAUUCCAUUGAUAAAUGAUUUAAAAGUUGGUUACAACUUACAAGAUCAUAUAUUUUUGAUCAAUUUAAUGGCUAAAAUUACUUCCAAAGAAUUUAAGGAAGUUUCCACCCUCGACCUAUUGUAUUCGUAUUUGACUAAAAGAACUGAGUUAGGAUCUGUGUCAAUUUUAGAUACGAUGGCAUUCGUUGACACUCGGAAUACGACUGAUGAUUAUCCAGAUAUUCAAGUUCAUCAUUUUGGCUAUCCAGUUCGAACUGAUGGUUUAAGGAGGUAUUUGACAACUGCUCACAUACCGGUAGAUCUCAUCGAAAAAUACGAAAAAGAAAACAAGGAACAUCAUUUGAUUCAUAUCAAACCAACUCUAUUGCGACCCAAAAGUAGGGGUAGAGUAAUGCUCAAGAGUAAUAACCCAGUCGACUCGCCAAAAAUCAUCUCUGGAUAUUUGACCGAAUCUGAUGACGUAAAAACUUUUAUUCGAGGCGUGAAAUUCAUUCACAAACUUUCAAAUACCGAUGCGUUCAAAUCAUGCUGCGAAUUUGUCGAAAUUCAACCUCUAGAAGAAUGCAGAGAUCUAGAGCAAUUGACAGACGAAUACUAUGAAUGUCUGAUUCGAAAUUUUGCCCAGACUGUGUACCAUCCAGUGGGUACUUGUAAAAUGGGUCCUAAAAGCGACAAAGAUUCUGUGAUUGAUGCCAGACUCAAAGUAUAUGGUGUUCAAGGUUUAAGAGUUGCUGACGCUUCAAUAAUGCCAAAAAUAGUUAGUGGAAAUACCAAUAUUCCCGUAAUUAUGAUUGGUGAAAAAGCUGCAGACUUAAUAAAAGAAGACUGGCUCAAUGAAUUUAGUCAUACCGAAUUGUAAAAAUUUCGAAUUUAGAUAUGUCGGCCUGUCUGAGUUUUCAAUGCUUAAUUUAUUUGAAUUUUUGUAUUUGGUUAGACUACCUACUUACGUCUGUUUAAGUCAUUUGAAGUUUUGUGAUUUUUUUCUUCCUAUGAUUUGUUAUUUUUACACUUGGCAAAAAACAUUAAAAAUUUAGUUUUCAUUUCAUCAA